Messenger RNA from Trichoderma citrinoviride, 504 nucleotides. RefSeq lists its product as hypothetical. The record is from RefSeq and is a predicted model, not a curated record. The transcript is spliced from 3 exons. NCBI's taxonomy places the organism in Eukaryota, Fungi, Ascomycota, Sordariomycetes, Hypocreales, Hypocreaceae. The coding region runs from base 1 to 504 and encodes 167 amino acids.
AUGGAGGUGAAUUCUCCGCCAGUCAUUGCCGACUUGGCGCUGCAUGGCAAUGGGAGACCGAAGACUGAGGCUUGUCUCGAUGCUUGUACACAGCGCUCUGCCGAGCUGCCCAACCAGGAUCAGCGGCCUCGCCUUCACUCAUCACAGGCUUCAAGCUUCAGAUUCCGAGUUUUCGCCCUCAGGGCCCCGGUUGGCGCUAAACAUGGCCCCGGCAGCACCAGCGCACAGGGCACAAAGUGGCACCCGCCGGUCGCUGGAGAGCACUGGAGCAGGAGGUCACUGGCACCCGCAAGACCCUGUGCGGUACAGGUACCCUCGACGUACUUGUACCCCUCGACGUCCGCGGGUACCUCCACCCGCACCUCCACCCUGGGCACCUGGCAGCGACCGAUCAAGCGGCAGGUCGCGCCACAGUACCCGUACCAGGGCCCUCUAGCGGCCGGAUCAGCGCCCACAGACCCCUCAAGCCUCCAGUCUGCAAGUGCCACCGGCCGCUGGUGCUAA